UGCGGUCACACUCGCAAGCGGCUUUGUAAAUAUAGUUAAAAACCAAAAUAUCUCUUUAAAUAUUUGCUGUAAGCUAACGUAGAUCUCCCUGAACCUUAAUUAACACAAUGCUGCGAAUGCUCCAGAAGAGAACCAGUCUUAUAAAGCUAGUGGUGCCCGGCCCCCGACUUCAUCAAACGAUUGCGCAAACAGCGAUAAAGGAAAUCCCUUUGAUAAAGCCCAUCAGCACGCCGAAAAGCGACAAAACAGUCGGAAGAUGGUUCUUGGGAGUCAGCGGCAUGGUGUUUGUGGCCGUUGGUCUAGGCGGAGUAACCAGACUGACAGAGUCCGGACUGUCCAUGGUAACUUGGAAGCUGACGGGUGAACGUAUGCCCCGAACCCAGGAGGAAUGGUUGCAGGAGUUUAAUCUCUACCAACAAUACCCAGAGUACAAGCUAAAGAACGUGAAUAUGACUGUGGAGGAGUUCAAGUUCAUCUUCAUGAUGGAGUACAUGCACAGGAUGUGGGGACGUGCCAUAGGCGGGUUCUUCCUCUUGCCCGCCGUUUACUUUUGGAGAAAGGGAUACUUCAGCGCUAAGACCAAGAAGAGCGUUCUGCUGCUGGGCACUCUGAUUGGCCUGCAGGGUCUGAUGGGGUGGUACAUGGUUAAGUCCGGACUAGAGGACCGGUUCCAGGAUCCCAACGAUGUGCCGCGGGUCUCUCAGUAUAGAUUGGCGUCCCACCUGGCAGCAGCCUUCGUCCUGUACUCGCUCUCCCUGUCGAGGGCCAUGUCCCUGCUAAUCCCAACCAACACAUUCGUGAUCCAAGCCAAGAAAGCAUUUAAUAUCAAGGGCCUGACCCAUUUGACAAAGGCAAUGGUCCUGCUGACUGCCAUUUCUGGAGCCUUUGUAGCCGGACUAGACGCCGGACUGGUAUACAACUCGUUCCCGAAGAUGGGCGACCAGUGGAUUCCCGAGGACAUGUGGAAGUUUGCGCCAAUACAGAAGAACAUCACCGAGAAUCCGACGACAGUGCAGUUCAAUCACCGCAUUCUUGGUAUUAGCACAGUAACGCUGACCACAGCACUGUGGCUGGUGACCAGGCGGAUGCAGUUGCCCAAGCGCGCCAACUGGGCCAUCAACGCUGUGGUGGCCAUGGCCUGGACGCAGGCCACGCUUGGAGUAACCACCUUGCUUAACUACGUGCCUGUGCCCUUGGCGACGGCCCACCAGUCGGGCUCGCUUAUUCUACUGAGUUUCGCUUUGUGGUUGUCGCACGAAGUUCGACUGUUGAAGUAUUUACCAAAGUAAAUAAAUAGUUGUUUGUUGAACCAAAUCGAA
Molecule: messenger RNA, 1319 nt
Organism: Drosophila teissieri
Lineage: Eukaryota; Metazoa; Arthropoda; Insecta; Diptera; Drosophilidae
Product: cytochrome c oxidase assembly protein COX15 homolog
Exons: 4
Coding region: 108-1289 (393 amino acids)
Biological process (GO): heme A biosynthetic process
Cellular component (GO): mitochondrial inner membrane
Molecular function (GO): oxidoreductase activity, acting on NAD(P)H, heme protein as acceptor
Source: RefSeq, a predicted model, not a curated record